AUGGACUCAUUGUUGUUCAGCCAUUUCCGAGUGCUCCUCUGGAAGAAUUUCCUAUUAAAGAGGCGAAAGGUGGCUGAUUUAAUCCUAGAUAUCCUCAUAGUAUUAUGGAUGGCUUCACUGAUGGUGCUUGAACGCAAAUAUAUAAACACAGCAGCUAACAACAGUGUUCAUUUCCAGCCUCUUCCCUUGAAUAAACUGCCUACUUUCUUCAAGAAUAAUUAUCCAUUAGUCUAUGUGCCUUCUGAAAGUGAUGUGGCAAGAAGUAUUACUGAGAUGGUGAAAAAGGAUUUAAAUAUCAAUUUUCCAGUUCAAGGCUUUUCCUCAGAACUAGAUUUUGAGAAUUACAUCAAGUUUCAGAAUAAAACUGCUCCUGUGCUGGCCGCUAUUGUAUUUGACCAUGAUUUCAAAAACAGCCAAGAUAAUUUACCACUUAAGGUAAAAUAUCAUCUGCGUUUUGGUAGUAUCGUUCAAGCGGGUUUUCAUUCAGUUAGGCCGUUUGCCCCUCAAUCAAAAAUUGUGUGGAAUACAGAUCUUCUCUUUCCAGUAAUUCCUACUGUAGGACCCAGGAACCCGGACAAUGCAGAUGGAGGAGAUCCUGGUUACAUCAGAGAAGGGUUCCUGGCAGUACAGCAUUCCCUAGAUAAGGCCAUCAUGGAAUACCAUAACAAAGCUGCGAAGACAGCAUUUGAUGAUGUCAGCAUUGCUGCUAGGAGAUUUCCAUACCCUCCCUACAUUUCUGAUAAUUUUUUUGCAGCUUUAAUACAUCUGUUACCUUUGGUAAUUUUAAUUGUGUUUGUUCUAAUCUUAUUUGCCCUCCUCAAGACCGUUGUGAUGGAAAAAGAAACCAGAUUAAAGGAGUACCAGCUCAUGAUCGGGCUCAGUAACGCCAUGCUCUGGAGCGCCUAUUUCAUCACUUUCUUGUUGAUGUCUUUAAUUAUCAUCUUUUUACUGUGUUUGAUUUUCUUUUACAAGUUCACGCAUGAGAAAAUCCUCCAAAACAGUGAUAUUUCUUUCAUCAUUGUCUUUUUGCUGUGUUAUGUCAUUGCCUUGAUAAACUUCGGUUUUCUGAUGUCCACUUUCUUCAAUAAAACUUCAUUUGCUAUUGCUGUUGGAGGUUUCUUGCAUUUUCUCAUCUACAUGCCAUAUGUAAUCUCCCACAACAUGUAUGCACACUUGACCUUAAGGGACAAGCUGUUUUUAUGUCUUAGUAUAAAUGUGGCAUUAUCAUUUGGUGCUGAUCAAAUAUGCAAGUUGGAAAUAAAGGAAUAUGGUGCCAGGUGGAAUAACUUCUUUUCACCAGUGAGCCCAGAUGAUAGCCUCACUCUUGGCCAUAUUAUGGGGAUGCUUUUAUUAGAUGCUUUAUUGUGUGCCCUUAUGACCUGGUACAUAGAUGCUGUCUUUCCAGGGAAGUAUGGUGUGCCCAAGCCAUGGUAUUUCUUUAUGCAGAGGUCUUACUGGCUUGGGGAGUCUUCAACCAAUCCAGAACAAGCAAUUGAGAAUGUUUAUUCUGCCGCUGGAAAUGAGUAUUUUGAAAGUGAACCUACUCACCUGGUGGUGGGCAUCAGUAUUCAGCAUUUGUAUAAGGAAUUCAUAUUACAGAAUACCACAAUAUUAGCAGUACAGGACUUGACUUUGAAUUUUUAUGAAGGACAAAUCACUGUUCUUCUAGGACAUAAUGGGGCAGGAAAGACUACCACCUUCUCUAUACUCACAGGUUUCUAUCUUCCUACCAAAGGCAAGGUCUAUAUUAACGGAUAUGAUAUCUCAAAGGACAUGCUUCUAGUCAGGAAGAAUCUGGGCUUGUGUCCCCAGGAUAACAUAUUAUUUCCGGAAAUGACAGUGUCAGAGCACCUCUAUUUCUACUGCGUGAUAAAAGGAGUCCCCACAGAGAAACGGCCUGUGGAAAUUGAGAAAAUGCUGGCAACUUUCAAACUGCGGGAGAAGCGCUAUUCAUUUUCGAAGUCACUGAGCGGAGGGAUGAGGCGCAAACUCUCCAUCAUGAUAGCACUUAUAGGUGGCUCCAAGGUGGUGAUGCUGGAUGAGCCAACAUCUGGCAUGGACCCCGUCUCCAGGAGAGCCACUUGGGACAUCAUUCAGAAUUAUAAGCAGGAUCGGACCAUCUUACUGACCACCCACCAAAUGGAAGAGGCUGACAUCCUGGGUGACCGCAUUGCCAUCAUGGUCAAGGGGUCCCUGAAGUGCUGUGGCUCUGCAGUCUUCCUGAAAAAGAUAUAUGGUGUGGGAUACCACAUAGUUAUGGUAAAGGAGCCUCAUUGUAAUGUUACAGAAAUAUCUGAACUGAUUCUCUCUCAUGUACCAAGUGCCAGAUUGGAGAACAAUGUUGCAACUGAAUUAUCAUUUGUCCUACCUAAAGAGUACACACACAGGUUUAAGGACCUGUUUUAUGAACUGGAACACAGACAGGAAGAACUGGGUAUUGCUAACUUUGGUGUCUCUAUCACUACCAUGGAGGAAGUUUUCAUUAAAGCUAAUGAUAUGAUGGUGGUGGAUAAUAAUGCUUUCCAGGACAAAUACAGAAAUGCAAACUACCAGAAUGUGAAUAUUCAAAGACAUGAAGAACAAUUACAUACCUCUGCCUUAAAUGAAAAUUCCAAUGUUAAGUUUAAUACAGGGUGGCCACUUCACUGCCAGCAGUUCUAUGCCAUGUUUAUGAAGAAGGCACUCUUCUCUUGGCGCAACUGGAAAUUAACGUUAUUGCAGUUACUGGGAUUUCUGGGUCUGGUUUAUUUCAUGAAUAGUGGUGUGAGAAUUUCCAUGCAAAGUGAUGAACCCGCCAGGGAAAUGGAUUUGCAACAAUAUGGCAAAACCAUUGUGCCUUACUCAAUUUCUGGAAAUUCUGAUUUUGAACAAAAUUUAAGAAGUAAUCUUGAGAUCUUGCUAAAGGCUAAGAACCAACAACCUCAAGAAGUACAAGGGGACCUGGAGAAGUACUUGGUGGAAAAUAAAAAAUGCAUUUACUCAUGCAUUGUUGCACUUUCUGUUAAGGUUAAUGGAAACCAAAAAAAGGUUACCAUUUGGUUCAACAAUCAGGCAUACCACUCACCAUCAUUAUCACUGGCAGUGUUAGACAAUAUUGUCUUUAUGACAUUUUCUGGUCGGGAUGCUUCCAUUACACCCUCUAACAAACCUCAACCUUUUGUUACAAUAGCUAAAUAUGAGAAAAGACAAAUGUUAGGAAUCCUUAUAGCCUACAACCUGUUUUUUGGCAUAAGCAUUUUUAUCAGUGGCUUUUGUCUGCUGGUAGUAAAUGAGAGAAUAACUAAGGCAAAGCACAUUCAGUUUGUGACUGGGGUCUAUACUUUUAAUUUCUGGAUCUCUGCUCUGUUAUGGGACUUCAUCACCUACUUCAUUUCCUGCUGCUUGCUGCUGUUGGUGUUCCUGGCCUGUGGUUUGGAUUUAUUGAUCAAGAAAAACAACAUCGUGGUCACCUGGGUCAUCUUGCUGCUGUUCGGCUGGUCUGUCAUUCCCUUCAUGUACCUGAUGAGCUUCCUAUUUUCUAGUAAUUCCAAUGCCUACAUCAAGCUGAUCUUAAUUAACUACUCUGCGGGCGUAUUCGGUAUAAUAUGGGAUCUCAUAACUGGACCUUACACAAAGUCUACCUUUGCAAGUGUUGUGCUCUAUUUAAUGAUGGUGUUACCAAUGCAUAACUUUGGGAUGAGCAUCAGCAAAUACUAUGAUAUCCAGCAUGCAAAAAGACUUUGUUCUUCACUGAAUAUUGUUUCUACUUACAUAAAUUGUAGGAAAGAAUAUAUUGAGCGUAAUAUAUAUACUCUGGAAGAAGAUACAAUUGGAAGAUACUUACUUGCAAUGGCUCUCUCAGGACUUAUUUUCCUUUUAUUGAUUUUCUAUCUGGAGACAGCUUCAUGGAUAAUACCCACCUUUGUGUUUCAGAACAUUUUCUUUGGUGUCUACAAAAUAUUAAAAAAGGAUAGCGUAGCCACAGAACUAUCUGGAGAAUCUAAAGAUGAAGAUGUAGAAAAUGAAAGAAAAAGAGUACUGUCACAACCUCUGAAGAUGUUGAAUGCCACUGUGCUUAUUAAGGAACUCAUCAAGAUAUUUUUUACAUGGCCACCAGUUUUGGCUGUGAGAAAUAUUUCACUUGCAAUUGAAAGGCAGGAGUGUUUUGGGUUGCUUGGAUUAAAUGGAGCUGGAAAAACUUCUACCUUCCAAAUUCUGACUGGAGAGGAGACUGCUACUUCUGGCAGUGUGUUCAUAGACAACUAUAGCAUCACUAGGAAUGUCCUAAAGGUAAGAUCAAAAAUCAGUUAUUGUCCACAAUUUGAUGCCUUGUUGGAUUACAUGACAGCUCGGGAGAUAAUGAUCAUGUAUGCCAGAUUAUUGGGGAUUCCUGAGAACCAGAUUAACAGUUACGUAAAUAACUUUCUGCAAUCACUAAAUCUGGAAUCCCAAGCUGACAAGUUUAUCUGCACUUAUAGUGGAGGAAAUAAACGUAGAGUGAAUGCUGCUAUUGCCCUCAUGGGGAAGUCCUCAGUCAUCUUCUUGGAUGAGCCGUCAACUGGCAUGGACCCCCUAGCCCGCCGCCUGCUCUGGAACACAGUGACACAGACACGUGAAAAUGGCAGAGUCAUCAUCAUCACCUCUCAUAGUAUGGAGGAAUGUGAUGCCCUCUGCACCAGGUUGGCCAUCAUGGUGAAGGGAAAGUUCAUGUGCUUGGGCAGCCCUCAGCACCUCAAGAACAAGUUUGGCAAUGUUUACAUUCUGAAGACCAAGAUCAAUAUUGAUUUAGAAGAGAAUGAAUUAGAGAAUUUUAAAAAUUUUAUUGCAACAACUUUUCCAGGUAGUGAAUUAAAGCAGGAGAAUCAAGGGAUUCUUAACUACUACGUUCCCAGCAAGGACUUAGGCUGGGGGAAGGUGUUUAGUAUUUUGGAGGACGCUAAAGAACGGUACAGUCUGGAAGACUAUUCCAUCAGUCAGAUAACGCUGGAACAAGUCUUCCUGACUUUUGCUUCUGAAGAGAACAUCGAUAAGUGA
Molecule: messenger RNA, 5013 nt
Organism: Condylura cristata (star-nosed mole)
Lineage: Eukaryota; Metazoa; Chordata; Mammalia; Eulipotyphla; Talpidae
Product: ATP-binding cassette sub-family A member 3-like
Exons: 30
Coding region: 1-5013 (1670 amino acids)
Biological process (GO): transmembrane transport; lipid transport
Cellular component (GO): intracellular membrane-bounded organelle; membrane
Molecular function (GO): ATP hydrolysis activity; lipid carrier activity; ATP binding
Source: RefSeq, a predicted model, not a curated record